GAAGAUAAAAUUAAAGAGAAAAAUUCAUUAAUGCAGAGUUGAAUUCUUGUUGUUUGCUUCUUUCUUCCUCUUAUCCCCGCGGGGGAUCAUUGCUCACUGAUGCAAAAUCCCUCUCUUCAUAGUAUCCCUGCCAUUCCUUCUUUUCUGCAAAUCUAAAUCCUUAAGCAAUUUGAGACCCAGGAUCAAGAUUGAUUGAAAGUUGGUUUAAAUCAGAGGUGGGUUUUAAAGGAAACGAGAGAGGGGUGAGGGUCGUCGGGUACUAGGGUGUUGAAAUGGCGGGGGGAUCAACGGUGUCGUUGACCCAGAACCCGGUUCCGACGUCGUCUAUGUCAUCCUCAGCCCUCACUAAUUGUCCUCUCAUGUCUUCUCUCAUUGCCUUCAUUCUUGCUCAAUCCAUCAAGGUCUUUACCGUCUGGUACAAGGAAAGACGAUGGGAUCUGAAGCAACUUAUUGGAUCUGGUGGUAUGCCGUCGUCCCAUUCAUCAACUGUAACUGCACUAGCAGUAGCUGUUGGUCUGCAGGAGGGAUUUGGAGGACCACUUUUUGCGACAGCCUUUAUUUUAGCGUGUGUGGUCAUGUAUGAUGCAACUGGAGUAAGAUUACAUGCUGGACGUCAAGCGGAGGUUCUGAAUCAAAUUGUAUGUGAACUACCUGCUGAGCAUCCUCUUUCUGAAAGCAGGCCAUUGCGUGAACUUCUAGGUCACACGCCCCCUCAGGUAGUUGCGGGUGGUUUGCUGGGUAUCAUGACAGCCACAACUAUUCGCUUGAUCAUAGGGUUUGGAACUUGGGCUUGAUAACCCAGGCAGGUUCAAUAUAUCUUUCUUGAGCUUUUCUAGCUUCUGAAAUUGUAUUCUACUAUUCUGUAAUUCCCUCCCUAGUUAGUCAUAGUUUUGUUACAUUUCACCAAUGAACUGAGUUGGGCAUUCUUCAGGACUUCAGAGGUUUAUUAAUUCAUUGUAAAUUGCCUACCAAGUACUUUGUGACAACGGCUCUGUUUGGCACGCCUAGUUGAAAGAUGAAAAAUUAGUAGUUAAUAAGCUCUAACUAGUUGAAA
Messenger RNA from Ipomoea nil (Japanese morning glory), 1054 nucleotides. RefSeq lists its product as uncharacterized. The coding region runs from base 273 to 794 and encodes 173 amino acids. The transcript is spliced from 5 exons. NCBI's taxonomy places the organism in Eukaryota, Viridiplantae, Streptophyta, Magnoliopsida, Solanales, Convolvulaceae. The record is from RefSeq and is a predicted model, not a curated record.